Messenger RNA from Apodemus sylvaticus (European woodmouse), 1736 nucleotides. It is a transcript of the gene Thy1, whose product is annotated as Thy-1 cell surface antigen. The transcript is spliced from 4 exons. Bases 111 to 596 code for a protein of 161 amino acids. The record is from RefSeq and is a predicted model, not a curated record. NCBI's taxonomy places the organism in Eukaryota, Metazoa, Chordata, Mammalia, Rodentia, Muridae.
CUGCGGGCUUCGCGCUGGGUGCAGCAACUGGAGGCGUUGGCGCAUCAGGAGGAGGCUGCAGCUAGGGGAGUCCAGAAUUCCAGGACAGCACUCCAGCAGCAUCCAGCACCAUGAACCCAGCCAUCAGCAUAGCUCUCCUGCUCUCAGUCUUGCAGAUGUCCCGAGGGCAGACGGUGACCAGCCUGACAGCCUGCCUGGUGAACCAGAGCCUUCGCCUGGACUGCCGUCAUGAGAACAACACCAACUUGCCCAUCCAGCACGAGUUCAGCCUGACACGAGAGAAGAAGAAGCACGUGCUCUCGGGGACCCUCGGAGUCCCCGAGCAUGCGUACCGCUCCCGGGUCACCCUCUCCAGCCAGCGCUACAUCAAGGUCCUCACCCUAGCCAACUUCACCUCCAAGGAUGAGGGCGACUACACUUGUGAGCUUCGAGUCUCAGGCCCGAAUUCUUCGAGCUCCAAUAAAACUAUCAAUGUGUAUAGAGACAAGCUGGUCAAGUGUGGCUGCAUAAGCCUGCUGGUUCAGAACACUUCGUGGAUUCUGCUGCUCCUGCUUUCCCUCUCCCUCCUCCAAGCCAUGGAUUUCAUUUCUCUGUGACUGGUUGGGCCCAAGGAGAAACAGGAAACCUCGAGGUCCACUGCAGAGUCUUGCUUCUCCUGGUCAGAUGACUCCCUCCCCAAGUCCUUCAAAUAUCUCAAAACAUGGGGAGAAACAGGGACCCUGUCCCUCCUAGGGAACCCCAGUGCUGCAUGCCAUCACCCCCCAUCCUCACCUCCACCCCCUACCCCCUACCACGUCACCCUCAAUAUACACCAUUAGCUGCCGUUUUAUUCUCUGUAUUCCAGGGCUGCUUCUGAUUAGUUUGCCCUUCCCUGGAAACUUGAUAGAACAUAAGGGCAUAUGAUGGGUAAGGGAGGCAGGAUAUCAGUCCCUGGGGCAAGUUCCUCCUUGCCAACCAAGCCAGAUGCCUGAGAGAGAUAUGGAUGAGAGGAGUUAGACUGUGUCUGUGCCCAGUACAGUCAUACUCUGUUGAAUCACCCAGUGGGCAGGGAGGGGGGCCUCAAGAUAGAGAGCACUGCUCAGCCUUUGUGGACUGUCCAAUUAGGAUGAGAACUUAGAUUCUACCAGGUCAUUCUCAGCCACCAUAUACAAGCCCCCUCCCAUCACUGAAGAAGCCCCCUAGGGCUCUCAGGCCAGGGCACACUCAGGAAAGAUGCAGGUUCGACCAGGGAAUGUUGGGGAAAGGGGUAUGAGAUGGGAGAGGGCUCACCCCUCCUCUAAACAUGAGCCUGCUGUCUCCAAAAGCCACUGCCCUAUAGUGAGGGUAGCAGAAGAUGAUGAGUUCCCUCCUCUGCUCCCAGGGAGCUAGAACUCUGACUCCAGAAUCUAAGUCAGUGCAGAGAGGGGGUCCUAGAACCAUCCAGUUGGACCCAGCUUGCUAAGGGAGAUCCUUCGUUCUUUCUCUCACCCCUCUGUGCCAGCCCCUCUUGCUGUCCCUGAUCGCCCCCAGCCAGCUAGAGUCUUGCAGCCUGCCUCUUACAGGACCUCCUAAUCUCAGGGGCAGGUGGUAGAGUGAGAUCCAGUGGGCACACUUUUUUGGAAGAUAGCUUUUCCAAGUGUCCUCUUCCCCCACUGGCAGCUCUGCCUGUCCCAUCACCACGUGUAAUACCACCACAGCUUACGGCAUCUCACCGAGGAAAAGAAAACUGCACAAUAAAACCAAGCCUCUGGAGUCUG